Messenger RNA from Dendronephthya gigantea, 2294 nucleotides. RefSeq lists its product as uncharacterized. Bases 88 to 1875 code for a protein of 595 amino acids. The record is from RefSeq and is a predicted model, not a curated record. NCBI's taxonomy places the organism in Eukaryota, Metazoa, Cnidaria, Anthozoa, Malacalcyonacea, Nephtheidae. The transcript has 4 exons. Gene Ontology annotation, molecular function: calcium ion binding.
AUUUUAAACAUUGUAAGAAACGCAAGUGGUAUUAGUAGCUGGUUUAAUUUCUAUCAGUUGCUGUUCACAAUUUCUGAAGGUAUUUGGAUGGAGACUCCUCUUGUUUCUCAAGUUCAACUGGCCCAAAGCCUCUCCAAUGCUCAAAUCCUCACCUAUUCGGUUCCACAAAUCGCGUACGCAAUCAGAACUUUAAAUAGUUCUAGUGCAUUGAGUAACAUUAUGAAGAACAAUUAUCAGCAAUAUCUUUCACUCUUGUUGCAAACGUAUGGCUUUUCAAAAUCCGGUCUCGCCUCCUUAACAGGACAAACUGAAGCUCAAAUCGACGAUUUAACGAUACAAGAGGCUCACAGUCUCGUAUUUGAAGCGUUAUAUCUGCGAUACAAUAUUGUUGAAUUUUUAAGCAAGUUUAAUCCAGCAGGCGUGGACAAAUAUGUUGCAAUUAAUCUUCCCUCAUUUGAAUGGUACCGACUGGUAAAAGCAGCUAUUGAGAAAUCGUUUGAUCAACUAUCGAUAGCUUUUUCAACAAAUCUUACAGUAGGAACAGGUGGUAUUUCAGUUGUGACACUUACAGAUGGAACAUCUUCAAUUCAAGUUCAAACUUGUAGCGCACCAAGUUCCUUCGUAACCACAGUGACUUGUUUGGCGUCAUGCUUGGGUACCACAGUAUCAGAAAUAUACCAAAGAACCAUGUCUGGGUAUCAAACACUGUAUCAAACGUCAGCCGUACCUCUGAUGAAUAACAAGAUCGUUUUGGAAACGGAAAAGUUUGAAGAUUUGUUAGCGAGACUUGGAACAACACUUGGAAGUAUUGACAGUGAAACUGUUGGUGAAACAAUCCAGAAUCGCGUUGGACUGACCGCAGAACAGUUGCGUUGCAUGUAUGGAUGGUCAUCUGAAUUCACAUCUUUCCUGUUUGGAAUAAGCUGGAGAAAUGUUAGCUCGUUCCGCCUUUGUGGCAAUUUCGUGUCUUGGCCUCUUCAUAGGAUUGCUUUGGCACUAAAAUAUUCCACGCCAUCUAUUUGUGAUGUGAAUGAGUGUGUGAUUCACAAGGAUGACUGUCAUUCCAAUGCAGACUGUCGCAAUACUAUAGGUUCGUUUGAGUGUACUUGCCAGGCAGGUUACACUGGAAACGGGAAACACUGUGAAGAUAUUAUUGAUUGUGUUUUGCCACCACGACAAUAUCCCUGCGAUGUAAGAGCAAUCUGUCGUGAUUUUCCUGGAUCUUUCAUUUGUGUUUGUCCACCGGGAUUAACUCUCAAUGCUGAUCAAAGAACCUGUGAUGGCUCAUCCAAUCCAACUUUAUCAUCAAAGAUUAACACGGGAGUUAUUAUUGGAGUUGUUGCAGCAGCGGUUGUUGUCUUGAUAAUAGUAAUCGUGAUUGUUGCUUGCUUUCUCUAUCGAAAAAUGAUGCAAUUGCGGGACAAGGAGCAAAACAGUGGUGACGUUCCAAAUCUUGCACAUGAAGCUGAAAAUCAAGCAACAAGAACGCUGCCACCGGUACCGUAUUCUGGAAGUGCUUACGAGGAGCCAGCCGAAUACGCACAACUCGAAGACUUCGGAAGAGUUUCGAAUGAUGAAAAUUAUCAAGGUUUAAGACGUGGAAGCGAACAAGGCGGCUCUAGGAAUUCUAGAGAGGAUGUUGGUCUUGGAAUAGAAAAUGAAGUAGACUAUUCUGAGAGUGGUGGUGAAGAACUAGCAGAAUACACACAACUCAACAGCUCUAAAAGAGUUCCCAUUGAUUCAAAUUAUCAAGGUUUAAAUAUGCAUGGCGAGUUUGGUGUUUUGGAAAAUUCAGUUAUAGUACUGGAAAACGUUAUGGACCAACGAAAUACCUACGGAAAACAAUCCUGCAAUACUACUACUCUUACUAUAUAGCCCGAGAAUGUACCAUUCGAAUACUUUUCCAAUUCGAAUUGCAAUAUGGAUACAAUCGUUGUAUGGAAAAUGUCACCUUUCCUUCUGUCCCGGCCCGGUAUGCUGGUAAAAGGCGAGAGGGGCCGUAUGCACCAUAUAGCACUCUGAAUAACACACGAAAAACUGAAUUUAUUUUCAACCAUUGUUGCUUCUGCACUGAUAUACUACAUCAAAUUGAGAGUACAUUGAAUUAGAAAUGCUACAGCAAUUGGUCUUAAUAAAGGUCCAGCUAUAUCUUUAAAGGACUUGUGUGAUUUGAUCCAAAAUAGCCAAUUCCAUUUUUAUGACCUGUAAUACAACUCCAUAAUAAUGAGUAUUCCUAAAAAAUAUACCGAAAAAAAUUGAGAAAUACGGGCAAAAUACAAGCAGUUGUUGCUAAG